AUGUCCGGCAGCAACUCACCGGCUCCAAAUCUGCAGCAGGGCUCGAGCGAUGUAUUUAUCAAGCUAGCAUUAGAGCAAAUGCAAAGUGCGAAGGAGGCAAAGAAGCUGAAUAAUCUCAGAGAUGCAUCAAAGUCCGCUUUAGAGGCGCUUGAAUCACCCAGUAGUCACCCUGCUAUGGAUGCUCAGACAAUACAAACAAUUUUCGCCCCUUUUCAAAUAGCUUGUCGCUCAAGACAGGCCACCCUUGCGACAAUCGCCAUUGACUGCCUGGGAAAACUGUUCACAUACAAUUAUUGGGGCCGACAUGAUGCUCUCCUUGAGGGUGAUGCCGCUGUUGGAGGAUCUGUAGCAGAUUUUGAUAUGGACGUUCCGCGAAAGGAACCCGGAUCAAAUCGGCUUUCCGGAGACGACGAUCGGAGCAGCAUGGAAAGCAAUGCUGAAGGGGGCGGCUCUAUGGUUGCUCUAGUUGUGGACACCAUAUGCGAUACCUUUGGUGGGGGAGAAAAUACCGAUGAGAAGGUGCAGCUGCAGAUUGUGAAGGCCCUUUUAGCCGCUGUUUCUAAUGCUGAUCCGACUGCGGCUAUCCACGGAGGCGUACUUUUGAAAGCGGUCAGAACGACUUACAACAUCUUUCUCCUCUCAAAAUCGGCCAAUACCCAAAUAGUGGCCCAGGCCACUCUAACGCAGAUGGUUCAGGCUGUCUUCGGCCGAGUGCCGAAGGACAUCCCCAAAGCUGAUGAUGAUAAGACCCGAAGUCGAAGUUCCACUGCAGCGCCUGAUGGGAAAGUGGAGCAGAUACCGACACAAGGCGCCAGUGCUGAUUCUACGGAACAAGAUGCAUCGCCGACGGAGAGCGAAAGUCCUGCAAUGGAGGAUGGGGGAAGUAAAGGUGAUGAGUCCCCUUCAAGGGCAUCUGGUGGGGUGGCCAGCGUAGACGAUGAUCGCGCAUCUGUAGCAAGUUCCGGUAUGAGGGGAAGCGCUAGCGUCGACAGCAUCUCUACGGGACUUGACGAAGAGCGCCGCUCUCAGGACAUUCUGAACGAAUCCUCAAAAAAGGUUAAAGGCUCUGCUGCAGAACAGUAUAUCAAGGAUGCGUAUCUCGUUUUUCGAGCGCUUUGCAAGCUCAGCAUGAAGCCAAUACCAGCACCAGAGGGAGCAACCGAUCUCAAAUCUCACGCCAUGCGAUCAAAGCUCUUAUCACUGCAUCUGGUUUAUACUAUUCUCGGUUCACACAUGUACAUCUUCUUCACUCCAGCCCCUGUUCUAUUCUCGCCGGGGACUCAGACAAAAGCUGAUUCAAAUGCAGUGUUGUUUGUUCAUGCCGUCAAGCAGUACCUGUGCUUAAGCCUAAGUCGGAACGCAGUCAGCGUUGUACCACAGGUGUUUGACAUAUCCAUGGAAAUAUUUGGUAAAGUGCUGAUCGGUCUUCGGAGCGUGUUGAAAAAAGAACUGUCAGUGAUCUUCACGGAAAUAAUUAUCCCGAUUGUGGAAGCCAGAUCAUCCAUAACAUUUCACCAGCGCACGUCUUUGUUGAAGGCUCUUCAGCGAAUACUGUCCGAUCCACAGGCCGAUGGAGGACGGGUCCUUGUAGAAAUUUAUCUCAACUACGACUGCGAUGUAGAAGCGGGGGCGCGUGAGAACAUUUGGGAACGUCUGGUCAAUGCGCUGGCCAAAGUCAUGACGCAACAUCACGAGACAAGCACAACCGUCCCUGCCACUGGGCCAGCGCAGCAGCAACAACAACAAUCGCAGCGGGGAAAUACAAUGCCACCGGCGAUAACAACUGCCAAUCUUACCAAUUUCACAAAAGAGCAAGUGCGGGAGCUGUAUUCAUCAACUGGGGACUAUGGGGAACUUAAAAAGCGUGGGCUGGAACUGAUGGUGAGGGGUGUCCUACGCCCGCUCGUCGCUUGGUGCAAUGCGAGAGCGCCUGCCGCUGGUGCCCCUGCUGAGGAAGAAAAAGGAGGAAGAAAGAGUGAAGAAGCGGAGGCUUCGGUAAAGCUAGGGUUGGUGACGGACGAAGAAGGAAAGAAAGGAACUGGACAACAACCCGGACGCAAAAUAGAAGAUGACCCGACAGCGUUUGAAACGCUCAAGCAUCGCAAGCAAGUUCUCAGCGAAGGCAUCAAAAGAUUUAACUUCAAGCCAAAGAAGGGAAUGCAGUAUUUGCUCGACUCUGGUUGUAUAGCGUCACGAACUCCCCGGGAUAUUGCCAGGUUUUUAUUGCAUACGGAUGGUUUGAACAAAUCGAUGAUUGGCGAAUUCCUCGGCGAAGGAGAAGAGGAAAAUAUUGCAAUCAUGCACGCGUUUGUAGACGAGAUGGAGUUUUCCGGAAUGACGUUUACAGAUGCACUCCGGCUCUUUUUGCAAUGUUUCAGACUCCCCGGUGAAGCGCAGAAGAUAGAUCGUUUUAUGCUGAAGUUUGCAGAACGCUAUGUGAAAGGAAAUCCCCAAAACUUCAGCAGCGCUGACACUGCUUACGUUCUCGCCUACUCCGUAAUUAUGCUAAAUACUGAUCAGCAUAAUGCUCAAGUAAAAAAACGGAUGACGAAGGCAGAUUUCCUCAAGAAUAAUCGUGGAAUUGACAACGGGCAAGAUCUAGCGCAAGAAUUUCUGGAAGCCAUCUUUGAUGAAAUAUCGCAAAACGAAAUCGUGAUGAAAGAUGAGCAGCCGGUUGUUCCGGGAGUGAGUCCGGGUGGGCCAAAUGAUAAACCUGGAGUCAGUGGAAGCGGCAGCAAUAAAAAGGAAGUUGCACACUUUGCCCUAGCUAGCGAAACGAUGGCCUUGAAGACUGAAGCCAUCUUUAAUACUAUGCUGAAGGGGAAAAGUAAGCGCACGGCGACUAUUCCCGGAGGGGCUAGCAAGGAAGCAGCUCCUGCGGGUGGUUUCUUCGUUGCUAGUCAUUACGAACAUGUUAAAGCGAUGUUCCAGAUAAUCUGGAUGAGCAUUUUGACCGGUAUCAGCGGGCCGCUUCAAGAAAGCGAAGAUGUUGAGACUAUCAUCGUCGCGUUGGAAGGGUUUAAACACGCGACCCACAUAUCGUGCUUAUUUGAUAUGGAUUUGGAGAAGAAGGCGUUCAUCUCGACCCUCAGCAAGUUCACAAUGUUGGGCAACAUGCAAGAAAUGAGGGCGAAGAACUUCGAGGCUACCAAGUCGCUGUUAGAGAUUGCUUUUACGGAGGGAAAUUUUCUGGGAGAGAAUUGGAAGGAUGUGGUCCUAUGCGUCAGUCAGCUGGAGAGGCUGCAAGUGGUGGGUAGUGGGAAUGAGAGUGAUGCGGCGCGACCCAGAGCAUCCACAGAUCGCCUUCAGCGCCGAGAAUCAUCUAAUGCGAUAACGCGAACAGGAUUCUUGCAAGAAGCAGCAGCAGAGGCAGGUUCUCAGGGUAUGACAGUAAUGGUGGAUCGAAUCUUCACAUCUAGUGUCAAGCUAUCUGGGUAUGCCAUUGUUGCGUUCGUACGCGCACUCUGCGAAGUUUCCUGGGAUGAGAUCACGUUUUCGUCGGAUCGCGAGCACCCUCGCAUGUACUGCCUACAACGACUAGUGGAAAUUUCCUACUACAACAUGAAGCGUAUUCGUGUGGAAUGGUCCAAUAUUUGGGCCAUCCUGGGUGAUCACUUCAACCAAGUUGGCUGCCACCCUAAUAGCAACGUUGGCUUUUUUGCGCUUGACAAACUACGACAGCUGGCAAUGAAGUUCUUGGAAUUAGAAGAAUUGCCGAAUUUCAAGUUCCAGAAGGACUUCUUGCGGCCCUUUGAGCAUGUUUUGGGUAAUAACAGCGAUGUUAAGAUCAAGGAUAUGGUGUUGGCAUGUCUCCAGCAGAUGAUUCAAGCUAAAAGCAAAAGCAUCAAAAGUGGUUGGAAAGCGAUGUUUGGGGCGUUCAUAAGGGCUGCUCGAGAAACACAUGAGCCCAUUGUUCUACUCGCCUUUGAUAUCGUGAAGGGCAUAUUCAAGAACAAUUUUGAGAGCGUGGUAGCAAACCAGACUUUUCCAGACUCUGUCUCUUGCCUUGUAGAAUUUUGCAAGAAUCGUAAAUUUGGCCGUACGAGUCUCCAGUCGGUCGAAAUACUCCGCCAGUCUAUUCCUCGUAUUUACGAGCUGUCGAAAACGCAACAAGGCUCCAAGUUGCUUAUCAAUGCUGUCAGCAGCAUGGCCGUGUUGCGCUCAAAUGAAAAUCUGACCGAGUCUAUACAGCAAAGUCUCUUGGCGUCUACCCCAGGAUCGGCAACACCAGGGACUGCUGGCCCCAUCAAACCUGCAGGUAUUCCAGUGGGAGGUGGUGUUGCUCCCGAAGAUGACCCAAGCUUCAGAUUUUGGUUCCCAAUUUUGUUCGGACUGUAUGAGGUGAUAAUGACCUGCGAUCUAGAAGUUAGAACCAGAGCCCUAAAUUAUCUAUUCGAUACGCUAAAACAAUAUGGUGCUUCCUUUUCACGAGAUUUCUGGGAGGUUAUAUCAAAAGGAGUUCUGUUUCCCAUUUUCGACGACCUUCGAUUAUCCCGGCAGGAGCAUACAAAAUUUGCAAAUAGAGAGGACAUGUCCGUGUGGCUUUCUACCACUCUUAUCCAAGCUCUGCGACAGUUUAUCGAUCUGUUCGGUCAUUACUUCGAUACCCUUAAUUUCCAGAUCGAUGGAGUAUUAGAACUCUUGACGGUCUGCAUGACCCAAGAAAAUGAAACCUUAGCGAGGAUUGGAAGCACAUGUCUACAGCAAUUCAUCGAAGGCAAUGUGCAAAAGCUGGACGAUGCAGUUUGGGAAAAGGUUUGCACGAUGUUUGUGCAUUUGUUUGAAGUCACAACGCCGCAUGCGUUGUUCUUCGACCCUAAUGACUCUGGGGAUGGCCCUGCCGGCGGCGAAGAAAGCACGCCAAUCAUACAAACUCCAGACGGAAGUGGACUUGUUAUCGAUACCCGCCCACGACGACCGCGCCCACAAAGGAGUGAAUUCCAGCAGAUUAUUGUAAAAUGUGUGCUACAUCUGCUUGUGAUCCAAACGCUACAGGAAGUCCUCACUUCCGGUCCAGAAGACGCCGUAUACCAAAGCUUGAGUUCAAAAAACCUCUUUACCCUCAUCGACUGCUUGGAGCGAAGUUAUCGAUUUGCGAGGGCUUUCAAUGGAGAUAUGGAUUUGAGGAUGGCCUUGUAUCGAAUGGGUUUUAUGAGGCAACUCCCAAAUUUGUUGAAACAAGAGACGAGUAGUGUAUCCAGUUAUCUCGGCGUGCUCAUCAAAAUGUAUUUGGAUGUCAGUGCUGAAAGACGGGGCAUGAGAGGAGAAAUUGAAAAGCGACUUGUGCCACUCAGCCACGACAUCCUAAUGCACUACAACUCUCUCGACCCAGAAUCGAAACGUCGGAACGUGAACGCCUGGCGUCCAGUGGUUGUGACCAUUCUUAAUGCUCUAGUAGAUUUUGACGAAGAUCAGUUCCGACGCCAAAUGCCAUUGUUCUAUGGGGAAGUCGUCAACUUGCUCAUACAAGACGUUACACCGGAUGUAAGACUCGUGCUGCACUCUUUACUCAUACGCACCGGAACAACGUUUGGUAUCAUGACUGAACGGGAGGCCCUGAGUGCAACGGCCAGUCGGAGUUCCGUAGCUGGAAGUACCGAAGGAAUACACAGCAUUCCCGUCAGCCCCAGGGGGAGCCAGCGAAACCUUGUAGCAGGCGGCGGCGAUGAUCUAGUCUCUGAGGGCGGAGGGAUUGAUUCGGCUCCCAUAGACUCUGGACUACCAGAUCUGGCGACAUGUGAUGCACCUAUCGAUAUGGGCGAGGGCGAAGUGAGCACUCAUGAGGGUGGGUGGAUGAUAAGCAGAGAGGAGACAGGAAGUCCCGCUGUGCCUCCUAAUAUUGGUGCAAGCGCGAACGAGAAUGCUGCUGAAGGGGAACAGGCAGAGGUGAAUGAUCUACGGGCAGAUUCAUUCAGCGGCGAAAGUACGGAAAUACCGUCAUCGGCAACGGAAGGCGUAGAGGACAAGACGAGACAAGGAGGAACUGGGUUAACAGAUGAUGAAACCUUCACGUAG
Molecule: messenger RNA, 6015 nt
Organism: Spizellomyces punctatus DAOM BR117
Lineage: Eukaryota; Fungi; Chytridiomycota; Chytridiomycetes; Spizellomycetales; Spizellomycetaceae
Exons: 9
Coding region: 1-6015 (2004 amino acids)
Biological process (GO): regulation of ARF protein signal transduction
Molecular function (GO): guanyl-nucleotide exchange factor activity
Source: RefSeq, a predicted model, not a curated record